GCAGAGCGUCAGUGUCCCUAAGAGUAAGCCUGCUGCCUGCCAUCCUUCCUUAUGUGUGUGAGGGGAUCAGGUUCUCUCAUUGCUGUCACACACUAACCAGAAGCGCUCUCUGCUAAGCAGCUAUAUCAGUUCUCCCUCUAAGAAAAGGGAGCAUCUUACCCUGGAAUCCUGCUUUUUUAGAAUUCAGGAUGCCUAAAAGGAAAGAAUUACUUCUCCUGCUUCAAGUCUUGCUGCACUUGUAUGGAAUAUGUGAAUCACAGCCAAAUUAUCAAGUACUUGAUCUUCUUUCAACGCCAGUCCAGAGACAGAUCACCAGUUUCUUACAACAAGCACUCAGCAAUCCCUCCAUGAAUGAAGUAUUUGUACUGUCUACAUUUAAACUACAAUCAAAGUCCGCUGCCACCCUUUUUGGCUUAUAUUCUGCAAAUGACAACAGCCGUUUUUUUGAAUUUACAGUCAUGGGUCGUUUAAACAAAGCUUCACUUCGAUACCUCAAGAGCGAUGGUAAGUUGAACUCUGUCAUCUUCAACAACAUUGAGCUGGCUGAUGGGAAACAGCACACUCUCCUCUUGCACCUGACUGGUCUACACCGCGGAUCUAGCGCUGCAGAACUGUACCUAGACUGUAUUCAGGUUGAUGCUAUACGAGAUUUACCACGCCCACUUUCAGGAAUCAAUCUAAAGACUGGCUCCGUGCAGCUGAAAACUCUUCAAAAGAGAGCACAGGAUUCUCUGGAUGAACUGAAACUGGUAAUGGGCGGCUCUCUGUCCCAAAUUGCAUCAAUACAAGAAUGUUUUAUGCAACAAAGUGAGCCUGGACAACAAGCAGGUGAUGUCAGCAGACAGCUGCUUGGUCAACUAGCGCAACUGAACCAAAUGCUGGGAGAACUAAGAGAUGUUAUGAGACAGCAGGUGAAGGAAACAAUGUUCUUGAGAAAUACUGUUGCUGAAUGCCAGGCUUGUGGUUUAGGUACAGACUACCCAUUUCCAACACCAGUUUCUCAGACAACAGCAACCACCAAACCACCAAAGCCUAAAUGUGAUGCCACAUCUUGUUUCCGAGGAGUGAGAUGCAUAGAGACAGCAACUGGAUUUCAGUGUGGACCUUGUCCUGAAGGUUUCACUGGAAAUGGAGUAAUUUGCACACCAAAGCCUAAAUGUGAUGCUACAUCUUGUUUCCGAGGAGUGAGAUGUAUAGAGACAGCAACUGGGUUUCAGUGUGGACCUUGUCCUGAAGGUUUCACUGGAAAUGGAGUAAUUUGCACACCAAAGCCUAAAUGUGAUGCUACAUCUUGUUUCCGAGGAGUGAGAUGUAUAGAGACAGCAACUGGGUUUCAGUGUGGACCUUGUCCUGAAGGUUUCACUGGAAAUGGAGUAAUUUGCACACCAAAGCCUAAAUGUGAUGCUACAUCUUGUUUCCGAGGAGUGAGAUGCAUAGAGACAGCAACUGGGUUUCAGUGUGGACCUUGUCCUGAAGGCUUUACUGGAAAUGGUGUGAUUUGUACAGAUAUAGAUGAGUGUCGAUUCAACCCUUGUUUCCCAGGAGUUCGUUGUAUAAAUACAUCCCCUGGAUUUAAGUGUGAGGCCUGUCCACCUGGAUACACCGGGCCUAUUGUUCAGGGAGUAGGAAUUACUUAUGCCAAGCAAAACAAGCAGAUCUGCACAGAUGUCAAUGAAUGUGAAAAUGGGAGAAAUGGUGGCUGUGUCCUCAACUCUAUUUGUACAAACACAAUGGGAUCUUUCCGCUGUGGACCCUGCAAAGCUGGGUAUGUUGGGGACCAGAUCAGAGGUUGCAAACCUCAGAAAAGUUGCAGGACUCGAGAUCUGAACCCCUGUCACCCCAGUGCUCAGUGUAUUGAGGAAAGGGGAGGUGAAGUCACCUGUGUUUGCACAGUUGGAUGGGCUGGAAAUGGUUAUGUCUGUGGUAAAGAUACUGAUAUUGACGGAUAUCCAGAUGAAGCUCAGCAGUGCUCAGAGAAAACCUGCAGAAAGGAUAACUGUCUGUAUGUUCCAAACUCUGGACAAGAAGAUACAGACAGGGAUGGGGCUGGCGAUGCUUGCGAUGAGGAUGCAGAUGGAGAUGGUAUCUUGAACGAACAGGACAACUGUGUGCUGGCGGUUAACAUUGAUCAGAAAAACAGUGAUCAGGAUAUAUUUGGUGAUGCUUGUGACAAUUGCCGUUUAACUCUGAACAAUGACCAAAGGGACACAGACAACGAUGGGAAGGGAGAUGCUUGUGAUGAUGAUAUGGAUGGAGAUGGUAUCAAGAACUUUUUGGACAAUUGUCAGCGAGUGCCCAAUAUUGAUCAGAAGGACAAGGAUGGUGAUGGUGUUGGUGAUGCCUGUGACAGCUGCCCUGAUAUCAUCAAUCCAAACCAAUCAGACAUUGACAAUGACCUGGUUGGAGACUCCUGUGAUACUAAUCAAGACAGUGAUGGUGACGGCCACCAAGACAGCACAGACAACUGCCCUACAGUCAUUAACAGCUCCCAGUUGGACACUGACAAGGAUGGACUUGGGGAUGAAUGUGAUGAUGAUGACGAUAAUGAUGGAAUUCCUGACAUUAUUCCUCCAGGGCCGGAUAACUGCAGACUGGUCCCCAACCCUGGACAAGAGGAUGACAAUAAUGAUGGAGUGGGAGACAUUUGUGAGUCAGAUUUUGACCAGGAUACAGUUAUUGAUCGCAUUGAUGUCUGCCCUGAAAAUGCAGAGAUUACACUGACUGAUUUUAGGGCCUAUCAGACAGUUGUUUUGGAUCCAGAAGGUGAUGCUCAGAUUGAUCCAAACUGGAUUGUUUUGAAUCAGGGCAUGGAGAUUGUACAGACUAUGAACAGUGACCCUGGCCUUGCAGUUGGUUACACAGCUUUUAAUGGAGUUGAUUUUGAAGGCACAUUCCAUGUGAAUACUGUGACAGAUGAUGAUUACGCUGGAUUUAUUUUUGGAUAUCAGGACAGUUCAAGCUUCUAUGUGGUCAUGUGGAAGCAAACGGAACAGACCUAUUGGCAGGCAACACCUUUCAGAGCAGUAGCAGAACCUGGUAUUCAGCUGAAGGCUGUCAAAUCUAAAUCAGGACCUGGAGAACACCUCCGGAACUCCCUGUGGCAUACAGGAGAUACUACAGAUCAAGUCAGGCUUCUCUGGAAAGACCCCAGGAAUGUUGGCUGGAAAGACAAAGUUUCUUACCGUUGGUUCUUACAGCACAGACCCCAAGUUGGAUAUAUCAGAGCAAGAUUCUAUGAAGGGUCUGAUUUAGUAGCUGACUCAGGAGUCACAGUUGACACUACCAUGCGGGGAGGAAGACUUGGUGUAUUCUGCUUCUCCCAAGAAAACAUCAUUUGGUCUAACCUGAAAUACCGCUGCAAUGAUACAAUCCCAGAGGACUUUCAAGCUUUUCAAGCUCAGCAGUUUACAAAAUAAAGUAACAGAAAAAAAAACUGAAUAAUUUUAACACCUUUUUGUAUAUUAAUAGGAAAAAAGUCAUAAAAUGUUCAUAAAAGUUUGUGUUUUUUAUACUUAAUGUACAUGAAUGUAUGUGAAUUAAAAUGGAUGCAAUAAACUUAAGUUACAACUACAAA
Messenger RNA from Bombina bombina (fire-bellied toad), 3574 nucleotides. It is a transcript of the gene THBS4, whose product is annotated as thrombospondin 4. The coding region runs from base 189 to 3416 and encodes 1075 amino acids. The transcript is spliced from 22 exons. Lineage: Eukaryota; Metazoa; Chordata; Amphibia; Anura; Bombinatoridae. Gene Ontology annotation, biological process: cell adhesion. Gene Ontology annotation, molecular function: calcium ion binding. Gene Ontology annotation, cellular component: extracellular region. The record is from RefSeq and is a predicted model, not a curated record.